Messenger RNA from Paramacrobiotus metropolitanus, 2321 nucleotides. RefSeq lists its product as uncharacterized. The transcript has 13 exons. The record is from RefSeq and is a predicted model, not a curated record. The coding region runs from base 98 to 2062 and encodes 654 amino acids. Lineage: Eukaryota; Metazoa; Tardigrada; Eutardigrada; Parachela; Macrobiotidae.
AUAAAAUCGGUUAUAAAGUGCGGUUCUGCAAUAUGCGAAAGCGUACACGCGGUGGCUUUACUGGUUAAACUAGGCUACCUGUAAUUCAGUAUUUUCCAUGUUCCGAUACACAAGCGCCAUUGCCACCACCACUCGGACACACAAAAUGAUUAAAAUAGCGAGCACACUACUUAUUCUACUAAGUCAGACUUCUAAGGGAUUUUCCACAGCCAUAAAUUAUCCACAUUAUGACCUUGCGGAAUUCUGCGGCCGAACCAUUACUGUGCCGUGCCCAUAUGCAACCGGAGAAGGUGGAACACUGAAAUUUAUUUCGCGACCACGGAAACCAUGCAGAGUAGAACUGAGACUAACGGAUCCUUGCAUUCCAUGUGCUAAUGACCCCUAUUCAAAUAUCUUGCCGAAAUAUGGAUUUUACCUGAAUUUCAGAAACGCAACGAAGUACCAAAUGGACGCGAUUCAUUUGCGAAGUGUUGCAUCCGGCAAACCGGUAAUGACGCUGCUUCCUUCCAAGUCUCUAAGCUCCACAGCCAACCCGCCAUCCGUGACGCAGUAUAAAACACCCCUAGCGAAUGUUGGACAGGCGCCAUCAAUAUUCAUCGAAUACAUGCCGGCAUUUACGUUGUCGGAAGUCGACGACAGCAUUGAUACCAACAUUACCAUUGAUUACGUUGUUACCGAAAGCUUGGCGGGACAAUAUCAGACAGCCGUAUUAUGCAGCGCACUUCAGGUUUAUGUUAGCCGGCGACUGAUUUGUGACUCUACUGACAAUCGCAUUAACUGCCCUAGAAGCUACGAAUUUGACGCUAACAGUUACACAUACAAGCCGGCUCAGAACAGAAGUUUGCAAUGCACAUCGUUGCCGGCACCGCCAUCUCCUUUCAGCACAACCAAUCCCACAAUAAACGUAGAACAACGUUGCAAUGACGUCAUUACCUUUCCUUGUCCAACCGAAGCCAAACCUGUUUCCGGAUCGCUUGCAUUCCGCGGUACUCCGAGGAAAAGUUGCGAGGUCACGGUGCAGUUACAGGAUAACUGCACGAACUCGAUGUUCCACAGUUUUGCGAUCUAUCUAAAUAUCCGACAAAUUGUCACCGGGGGAAACGGUUCCCGGUCUCAUGCGCUCGAAAUUUACGAAGGAUUCGGCAACAAUCGCACUCUGGGUAAAACACUAAAACAGCAAAAUGUCACAUCAUUCGUCCCUUCGGUCUCACAGUACAUCACGAGCUACGACCGGCAACCUCGCAUCCAUCUACUGUACCGCAGAAAAAGCGAUGAUACAGAAUGUGAUUCCAAGCGCGAUAUUCUGAUCGAUUUUACUGUUUUGCUUGGAACGGACCAACCAGGAUCCCAAAGUACCUACUGUGGCGCUCUCCGUGGUUUUAUCCACAAUAGUUUGCUAUGCGAGCAACAAACUACCCGUAUUUACUGCCCUAGAAACUACGAAGAUUCCCUCGGACUGAAUCCAGCGGAGGACAGUCAGUGCGUUAAAGACGAUUCAAGAGUGACGUAUCAAAGGCUGGCAUUGAAUUGGAAGCAAAAUACAUUGACUAUUCCGUGUCCCGAUGCGUUGUAUUACCAGCGUGGACGCGUGGGGAACCUAACCGUUACGCGGCGCAAUGUCGCCUUUAGCGUGAACAUCAGUCUGCCAAGCAACUGUGGCACUGAUAAUAACGACACAUUCGCUUUUUAUUUCAACAUCAAACGAGGCAGAUCGGUGUCGAUCCUUAAGCAAUAUCCGGGAGAACCUGACCUGCGACGGGAAAAACAGAUAGCACAAUCUUCUUCCUCGGACUUAUCGAUCGCGCAGUAUUUAUCGCCGUAUGAAAAACAACCAUCCGUGGUACUGGCUUUCGAGCCACUCGGAGAUAUUUAUCUUGAUUAUGCCGUUUACUCCAAGCGAAACCGUACCGGAUAUUCUGGGUAUUGUCCAACUCUGGAAGGGGCCCUUACGCUAAACUUGCUCUGUGAUUCAAACGGUAACGAAGACCGCAUCAACUGCCCAUAUUCUUAUAUUCCGACAGAGGGAAUGAAUCCUGCAAACGCGCGCUUCUGCACCAAAUAAAAGGGCCAAAACAGUGCUUCAAAAAGGACCAUUGGAAAUUUGCUAUAACUACCGGCUGAAGCGCCAAAGUAAAUAAAUCAGAGUGUAAAAAUGUCUUUUCAUAUUUAUUUGCAAAUCGGUUUGUUGAUGGUUUUAGUAAUGAACUGGUUUCAAGCCAUGACAAUGCGUUAUUUUAGAAUAAUGAUGUGCUUUUACAUACCUUGAUAUGACUUUGAUUUGAUGUGCCUUGUAUAUGUAGCUUGACUAAGAUUGCAGAAAA